Molecule: messenger RNA, 1392 nt
Organism: Aspergillus heteromorphus CBS 117.55
Lineage: Eukaryota; Fungi; Ascomycota; Eurotiomycetes; Eurotiales; Aspergillaceae
Product: putative nuclear envelope protein Brr6
Exons: 4
Coding region: 1-1392 (463 amino acids)
Biological process (GO): nuclear envelope organization; lipid homeostasis
Cellular component (GO): nuclear membrane; nuclear envelope
Source: RefSeq, a predicted model, not a curated record
AUGGAUAAACGCUCGGCAGAGAGUCCAAUGGACUUCGAGUGGCAGACACGGGCCCCCGGGGACGUGACCUCGCCGUUCUACCAGCUCAGCGUGCAGCAUGACAACCAGAAGAAACGCCCUCACAGCAUCUUCGACUCGCCCGAGAAAAAAUCCAUGCCCGCCCUGCGAGAGCCCAACUCGCAGCCAUUCCUCUUCUCCCAGUCCAAAUCCCAGCAGCCCGCCGCUCCCCCCAAGCCCUUCUUCAACCAAGCCGCGUUUAUGACCCCUCGCAAAUUCGACGUUGACUUCUCCUCCGGCGCCGAGAACCUGUCUUCCCCCGAGCACGCCGAUAAUGAAGAUACCCCUGAUCAGCUUGCCAAAUCUGGCCACCGCAACUCGCUGUUUGGCAUGUACGGGCGGUUUGCGCCGAGUCCGGGACGCGGCGAGAUCCCGCGCUUGAACCACUACUCCAACGCGCUGGCACGACGGGUUCAGAAGAGACGGCGCAGGGACAAGGUUCUGUCCAAAGAUUUACAACUGCGUCGGGAGAGUGAUGACGAGAGCGACCGUCCGAGCAGCAGCGAGCUGAAGCCGGCCAAGCAGAGACAGAGCCAGGGACAGGGACAGGAGGAGACAGGGUCGAGGCUGAGUUCCUUCUCGAAUUUCUUCGCGCUGCUGGAGGCCCAUCCCAAUGUCCCGAGCAUUCUCUCCUGGUGGGCGCAGCUAGUGGUGAACCUGUCGCUGUUCUCGCUCGCGGUCUACGUGGUCUUCGGGUUCGUGUCGGCCAUCCGUGCGGAAUUUGAGCAGGCCGCGGAGGAGGUGUCGGACACCAUUCUGGCGGAAAUGGCCGUCUGCGCGAAGAGCUACGUCGAUAACCGAUGCGCUGGAGGCGAUCGUCUGCCUGCGUUGGAGACCGUGUGCGAGAACUGGGAGCGCUGCAUGAACCGCGAUCCGGCCAAGGUCGGACGGGCCAAGGUGUCGGCGCACACGAUGGCGAUCAUCAUCAACAGCUUCAUCGACCCGAUUAGCUGGAAGGCGAUCAUGUUCUUCCUCGCCACCAUCUCCACCGUCACCGUCGUGAGCAACUGGUCCUUCCGCUCGUUCCGAAACCGCCUCAACCAGCACGACUACUCGGUUGCUCCCCCUUCCUACUCCCGCCAGUCUUCCGCACAACACCAACACCCGGCGAUCGCCCCCGCACAAUACUCCUACCCACCCAACCAGUACGGAUACGCAAACCAGGGCGCCGCAUCUGGGUUCGAGCAGGACGCGCCGCUGAUGCUAGAUCAGCCGCCCCGAGACUUCCCGGCUGAGCGCAGCCGUGACCGCGACCGCGAGUCCCGGUUGCGCACGCCGAGCCCAUCCAAGCGGAUGCGGCGGAGGCAGUCAGGCAACAAGGCAGCCAGCGACUGA